Messenger RNA from Paramuricea clavata, 2000 nucleotides. The record is from the annotation of a GenBank genome assembly. NCBI's taxonomy places the organism in Eukaryota, Metazoa, Cnidaria, Anthozoa, Malacalcyonacea, Plexauridae.
AUUAUACAAAACAUUUAAAGAUGACAAAUACGUUUACAUGUUGCUGGAGGUUUGCUUGGGAGGUGAACUUUGGACAUUAUUACGAGACAAGUAUGAAUCUAGCAGAAAUCAUGCUUCAAACUAAAUAGUAGUAUACUAAUUAAUACUAUUGUCAUUUUACUUAAUUCCAGAAGCCAGUUUGAUGACAUGGCAGCACGUUUUUACGUUGCCUCCGUGGUGGAAGCAUUUUCCUAUCUUCAUGGACGAGGAAUCGUUUACAGGGACUUAAAGGUAGCCUAAAUAUAAGAUUGCAUUGUUAUCUAGUAUGCAUAUAUCACUUCAUUUUUUUAUUCGGGGCAAAUUGCCCACUUUGCCCCUCUUCUGGUCGCCCCUGAUUUUUAUUAGCCAAACCGGCCCUAAUGUAAUUUAAUAAUUUAACUAAUUCUUUUAAUUUUUAAUUCUAGCCGGAAAACAUGUUACUUGAUAGUCAUGGCUUCGCCAAACUGGUAAGAUAGAUAAUCUCAUGGCAUGCAAGGAUAGCCCUGUAUCAGACAUAACUCCAAAUCCGUCCAGCGCUUGCUGUGUAAACUCAAUUUUUGUUUCCUCUUGUGUCAGGUUGAUUUUGGAUUUGCGAAGAAAAUUGGUUUUAGCAACAAAACGUGGACAUUUUGCGGGACGCCAGAGUACGUUCCUCCUGAGAUUAUUUUGAACAAGGUAAGAACAUGCAAGGAAACACUUUGUAGUCAAUAUAUACAGCUCAUUUUAAUCCGAUUUGUCCUCUGAAAGUUAAACCUUACAACCGCAAAAACCUUCGAGUUUAGGGUAAGAAUUGGAGAGAAUCGGCAUUUGUAAACAGCGAGACUUACGCCAGUAUUCUAAAAGCUCCCUCCUGUCCUUUCAAAAUUAGAGCCGUUUCCUUAUAGGAAACGCUUUUCCCAUAUUAUUUUGGCAAUCAUAUUUCUCGCAUUUUCGCAGACUCGCACAUGCGCUUGGCGUUUGACCGCGGUGUUACAAUGCACUUUAUUUCACGUAGCUAUAUUCAUGUACGAUUUUUAUUCAGGGUCAUGAUUUUUCGGCUGAUUAUUGGUCACUUGGCAUUCUCAUUUUUGAAUUGGUCACUGGAAAGUAGGUUUUUCCUUUUUUCUUAUGAAUUGUCGGUCUCACCGAGCAUCAUCGCCAGUAGCGAAAUUUUCGGACUGUUUUGAUAACUAGAAUCUGAUAAGUGUUUUCAAUAAAAAAUAUCUGUACAAUAAAAAUUAUCUGAGUGUAUCUAUCCAAUGUUUAUUGUUCUUCAGCCCUCCAUUUACAAGCAAUGAUGCAAUGAAGACAUACAAUAUUAUACUGCGUGGUAUGGAUGUUUUGGAGUUCCCGCGCAAAGUUAGUAAGAAUGCGGGCAAUCUCAUCAGAAGGUUGUGUCGUGACAGCCCGACCGAGAGGCUUGGGUAUCAGAAAGAUGGCUUGCAUGAUAUCAAAAAACAUAAGUAAGUGUGCCGUGUAUCUGUGGCCGUCGCGAAGAAUCUUAAACUAAAUUUUCAAGGGAUUUUUAAUAUCUAUACUACUACUACUACAAUAGCUAUACUACUACUGCAAUAUCUAUACUACUACUACUACAAUAUCUAUACUACUACUACAAUAUCUAUACUACCACUACAAUAUCUAUACUACAAUAUCUAAACUACAAUAUCUAUACUACUACUACUACAAUAUCUAACUACUACUACAAUAUCUAUACUAUUACUACAAUAUCUAUACAACUACUACAAUAUCAGUAUACUAUUACUACAAUAUCUAUACAACUACUACAAUAUCUAUACUACUACUACAAUAAUAGCUAUAUAACUACAAUAUCUAUACUACAGUAUUAUAGCAGAAAGAUGCUUCCCAACAAUCCGAACCAAUGUGUUUUCACAGUGUGUGUAUCUAUAAACAGUGACUUCAAUUUCUUUUGCGAUAGAUGGUUUCAAGGAUUUCAUUGGCAAGGUCUUGUAGAUCGCUCGAUUCAACCACCAUACAAACCCAAG